ACAUUUUUCCACCAAUUUAGAUUAAAAAAAAUGAAUAAUAGCUAAAUAAAUAAAUAAUGAAUAAACAGAUCAUCUACUUUGGAAUUGUGAGUAUUCUCUAUGACGUGUCGCCUACCACUGGAUGUAGCCAAACACUCACUGCAGAUCAAGGUGUUAUAACAUCUCCUAAUUAUCCAGCCAGUUACCCUGCAAAUACAAGGUGCACGUACAAAAUCAAAGUUGCUACAGGAAAGCGUAUACGACUCCAAUGGACGGUUUUCAAGGUGGAUGGUGAAAUGGUAAAAUGUGACGGUGGAGAUUAUGUUAUAGUUAGUGCUGGAUGCAGCUCUCCAAAGGUUUAUUCAAGAUACUGCAACGAUGACACUAAUGAUUAUAUUCCACAUGAUAUGUAUUCGAGAGAUGAAUGCAUGCAGGUGUACUUCUACUCAAACCAAGUCUCAAGCAACUUCGUGACCAGCUUCCAUGCUACAUAUACAACUUACUCUAAAGAUGUUGCUGCUCCAGCUAUAGAUGUUUGUGGUGGACACAGAUUACGUAGUUUAUCUGGCGUUCUAAUGUCACCGGGUUGGCCACACACCUAUAAACUAAACCAACAGUCCUGUUCCGUGAGGAUAUACAUUGACAACAGCAAGUUAAGAAUUAAGCUAGCUUUUAUGCAAAUUGACACUUAUGCACUGAACAGUGGUAAACAACGGUGUGAUGUGCAAGGGAAUGACGUCCUUAAAUUUCGAGCCAAGCAUCGCCUUUCAAACAAAUACGAUGAAUUCAAAUAUUGUAGUCGUCAAGAUCCAUUUUACAGAUAUUACUUUGGCAAUUAUAGUUACAUUGAUGUCACCUUUGAGAGGGUACAAACUGUAAAUAAUUCAUAUAGUGGUUUUGUUGUUGGAUAUGUUUUGACAAAAAUUAAAGAUGUGGCGUCGAAGGUGGAUGGUUGCCAUUCCUAUUGUUGUCCUUAUCUUAAUGUGUUGUACGUGCCAGCACGUAAAAAAACAUGGUGGUGUUAGAGCAAUUGUACGAAAUCAUGUUUUUAAUCCGACCCACAAAAACAAAGGUCUACCAAUGCCAGUCAUUCAAAAACAAGAUGCGUACACCACCUCUGCGCCCACCUAUCCGCCACCUUCAUACCAAACAAUACUUUCAGGAAGCAACCAUGUCCCACCCCUACAGAAGGAACACAACCAACAAGCAUCUGCACCACCCUUCCCACCAUCUUUGCAAAU
Messenger RNA from Hydractinia symbiolongicarpus, 1220 nucleotides. Its product is annotated as dorsal-ventral patterning tolloid-like protein 1. The transcript is spliced from 6 exons. The record is from RefSeq and is a predicted model, not a curated record. Lineage: Eukaryota; Metazoa; Cnidaria; Hydrozoa; Anthoathecata; Hydractiniidae. Bases 57 to 1004 code for a protein of 315 amino acids.